ACGGACGAGUAAAGCAAAGUGUGCCUGUGGAAAACCUUGGGAUGGCGCCAGUGUUCUUCAUGUGCAUCAUGUUUAGCGCGAGUUCUGAUACGACGCCCCAGACAAUGGCGUCGCGUAUUGUCUACUUUACUAUGCAUCUCACUGCUGUCAUCCUGUUCGUGGCGUACUCGGCCACCUUCAUCUCCUUCCUUGCUGUUCGCCGCCAUGAUCUGCCCUUCACCGAUUUCACUGGCCUCCUAAAGGACGGAACGUACAGGCUGGGAGUCCUUUCAGGUUCCGCUCGUGUCGAUUUCUUUAAGAAAUCGAAGAUAAGCGCACUAAAUGAAAUUUACCGGAAGUUAAUACAUCCUGACGUCACUAACCUACCAAACAGUGAUUCUGAGGGACUACAACGGAUUUGUAGGAAUGAAAAGUACAGUUACGUUAUUUCUCAGACAACACUCCGAGGACUGGCCAGAAGUAUACCUUGCAGUAUUGUCGGUGUUCCUCAGGCUUAUUACACUGUCGCAGCAACCAUGAUCAUCAGCAAAUCAAGUCCUUACAAGAGGAUCUUAAAUUAUCAUGUUCAAGAAAUAAAGCGAACUGGGAUACUGACGAGGAUUGAAGCCAAUGCAUGGCCACCGAAGUACAGUGAGAUACUGGAAGAACCACCAUCCAGCGUCAAUUUGGGAACCGUUACAGUAUUUUUCGUUAUUCUGUUGAUGGCGGUAAUAGCUUCUGUGUUCGUCCUUGCAGUCGAAUUUGGGAUACGAAUUCUUGGACAAUCAUAUUAAUUGGCUUCUUUCACAACAAGUUAGUUUGCUUGUGACGAGAUAUCUCGUCGCAGAAUUCGAUGUGCACUG
Cryptotermes secundus is the source of this 842-nucleotide messenger RNA. Its product is annotated as glutamate receptor ionotropic, kainate 2. Gene Ontology annotation, cellular component: membrane. Gene Ontology annotation, molecular function: ligand-gated monoatomic ion channel activity. Lineage: Eukaryota; Metazoa; Arthropoda; Insecta; Blattodea; Kalotermitidae. The transcript has 4 exons. The record is from RefSeq and is a predicted model, not a curated record. Bases 42 to 773 code for a protein of 243 amino acids.